GAGGUGUCGCUGGCGUGACUAUGUUGCCGUUGAAGCCUGUGAUAGCCGUUCUGGCUUUCGUAACCGUCGCUACAGCAGCGAAGCUUGAAACCCUAGAUAAUGCUUCCCUGAGAGCCAUCGACAGCGAGGAGGUGGCGCCGGGCUACCAGCCAAACCAGGUGCCCGUGCAAGGCGACUGGCAGGAGGAGGAGAAGGACGACGACGACGACCUGUAUGACUAUGACUACGAGGAUUACCCGGAGGAAGAUCAUUCCGAAGAGUACCCAAGCCACCAGGAUGACGAUUCGGACGCCGGCGAGUACGAGGACUACGGUGAAGAAGAGUUCGUUGAGCAGGGACAAGGCGUGAGUGACGGCGUUCUCAGGCGCCAGAAGAGGAAGUUGAUCUACGGCGGUGGGGCUUACGGCAGGCGUGGAGGCUCUCGCGGAGGCUCGCCCUACGGACGUCGCCGCAGCAACCAGAACUACCAUGGCCCCGACUACGGCCCGGGCGGCGGCGGUCCCAGCGGCGGCUACUACGGAAGGCGUAGCUCGCCCGUAGCUGCCCCUCCAGCCGGCCGACCACAGUAGCCACGGUGGCCAAGCCGACGGCUCCCCCGAAGAAGAAGAGCGCAGGUAACGUCCAGCCGACGUACAAGAGUAAGACAGGUCGCCGGGAGACGAAGAAGAAGCUCUCGAAGGAGCUGAAGACGGGCAUUGCGAAGUACGCGAUCCUGAACGGGAACGGAAGGGCCGCUGAACACUACCGCGACAUCAUCGGCAGGAAGCUGAGCGAGAAGACGAUAGAGAAGUUCGUGAGGAGGCACCAGAAGAAAAUCAAGAAGAACCAAAAGGGAGAUCAAUAGAGGAAGGCUUGGGAAUGCGUUUCAUGCUGCGCCUCGCCUUCCUGGAAAGGGAGACACACGAGGGAUCAGUUUUGCGAAGCCUUUACCUUCCGUUUCUGAGUACUUUGCAAUAUUUGCAAAACGAUACCUCCCAUAACUGUAGUACCUGUAUUUCAACCUUAGUAUAUCAACAUUGUUAUACCUCAUACGUCGGCCGACAGAUGUCGUCUUGAGUCAAUACUACGCCCUGUAGACCUCGCUUUCUGCUCCUUGAGUCUGUUCCCCUCAAAGCCAUGGCGAUCCGAAGUCCCCUCUGCUUAGCCCUGAUUUUCAAGACACUUCAGCAGGAGACGACAUGUAUGUUGAAGUUAAAAGAUAUGUGGUAUGGAAAGUGCAGGCAGAUUAUUUCUAAAUUUCACUCUAAGGAAAGAGUCUAGCAGAACACUUCUUCUCGUCGUUGCUGAAACUGUUUUAAUAUAUCCUUCCUUAUGGGAUGGAAAAUGCAUGACUAAACUGCUGUAUUUGUAUUGUAUGAAUCAAAUUGUACCGCAAUAGUCUGAAUGGGUUUUAUACCGAAAUUCACCUUUCUGGUUGAACGAUAAUCAAACAAUAACUCACAGAUCAGUUAUUCAUUGAAUUCAUAUCUCAUUAUUUCAUAUGCAAGUUCUAAAUACUUUACUUUUUCACACUGUCAUAUUUGUCUGUGCUAUUUUUUGUUUUUUGUAGGAUAUGUAAUUUUCCCCCUUUUUAUGCCCCGCCUGCUUUGUCUUUUUGUAAGCUAUGUAUGUAUUUACUUGAGUAUGUCUCUCUGUGUGUUUAUAUUCAUAUGACUUGCCAGCAGUUUCUGAAGUUGGCUGUUCAGUUAUACAGAGUCACUGUAUUUUAUCAAAUAGUCGAAGCUAAAU
This is a messenger RNA of Penaeus vannamei (Pacific white shrimp), 1728 nucleotides long. RefSeq lists its product as uncharacterized. NCBI's taxonomy places the organism in Eukaryota, Metazoa, Arthropoda, Malacostraca, Decapoda, Penaeidae. The record is from RefSeq and is a predicted model, not a curated record.